This is a messenger RNA of Dissoconium aciculare CBS 342.82, 378 nucleotides long. RefSeq lists its product as uncharacterized. Bases 36 to 284 code for a protein of 82 amino acids. Lineage: Eukaryota; Fungi; Ascomycota; Dothideomycetes; Mycosphaerellales; Dissoconiaceae. The transcript has a single exon. The record is from RefSeq and is a predicted model, not a curated record.
CAAAGCACCUUUGACCACCAACGCGAUGAGCAACCAUGCCGUACGACGAACACAGCGGUCAAGUAUUCAGCGAAACGAUCGUCAGCGCUCCUCGACGUUUGAUCAAGACCACACAGAGCCAGAAAAGGCUUAGAUCCCAACCACACGCACACGGCGCUCGUAGUCUUCGCAAAAUCGCCCUACAGACCACUCUACGCAAUGUCAGAGGCAUUACAGUCGAAGUCUUGCAAUGUCUGGACGUUCUCAUGGUCGAGCAACUUUGGACGGCGAUCCAGAACGCGUGAGUAAAGAUCGGCUGGUGUCAUCAGGUCAAUACACGAGGAAUUAUCGAGCAUCUUCUAUUUUAUUGAUUGUAAGAACCAUCUUCUAAUUUCCCCG